Neoarius graeffei (lesser salmon catfish) is the source of this 1334-nucleotide messenger RNA. It is a transcript of the gene tmem230b, whose product is annotated as transmembrane protein 230b. The transcript is spliced from 3 exons. NCBI's taxonomy places the organism in Eukaryota, Metazoa, Chordata, Actinopteri, Siluriformes, Ariidae. The record is from RefSeq and is a predicted model, not a curated record. Gene Ontology annotation, cellular component: synaptic vesicle; endomembrane system. Bases 454 to 816 code for a protein of 120 amino acids. Gene Ontology annotation, biological process: synaptic vesicle transport.
UUGAUUUUUUUAGACUGUUAAUAUUUAUAUUUUAAUAUUACAAUUUAGAAAUGUUAGACUUUUAAUCAGUUUUUAUGAGAAUAACUAGCUACAGGUAAAGCAUUGGCAUAAACGCUAACGUGUUUGCCUGGCUAUCUAGAUUAUGACUUGCAUUUGAUAUUCCGAGUCUGUCUUCAUACUGUAAACGUGGAAUACGCUGUGUGGAUGUCACUGACAAUUACAGACGUGUCAAACAAGAAGCAUGUAAAUCCUACUUAAGUUUCUGUAACUCUUAGAGUUCUGAUUCGAAUGUGUGUUUGUGCUUUUCUACUUAGGCAAGGCAAGUUUAUUUAUAUAGGUGACAUGUAUUUGUGACAGACAGAUAGUUUAGUUAAUUAAGGCUAUCAGAUCGCCUUUAUAAUUACAGCACAGUCAGUUUGAUCCAGAGAUUGAAGGAGGGUAAGAAGAGAGAAAAUGCCAGCUCGGAACACUGUAACGGGUGGGCUGUCCAGCAGCAAAGUGAGAUACUCCAGAUUAGCCAGUGAUGAUGACGGCUACAUUGACCUUCAGUUCAAGAAAAGCCCACCCAAGGUCCCAUAUAAGGCAAUCACCCUGGCUGCUGUUCUUUUUCUCAUUGGCUCAAUUUUAAUCACUGUUGGAGCUCUGCUCUUAGCAGGAUACUUUGAAGUUCAAGAUCAUCGUGAGCGCACUAUACCAGUCCUCAUCAUUGGAAUUCUAGUCUUCAUCCCAGGAUUCUACCACUUGCGGAUUGCAUACUAUGCCUAUAAAGGUUACCAUGGCUACUCUUACGAUGACAUCCCAGACUUUGAUGACUAAGUAACAUGGAACAAUGUUUGACCAAUGUUUGUAACUGAUGUCUGAAAAAGAGGUUUCCUCCUGUAUCUGAUUUUCAUAUUGCAUCUGGAACAAGGCUUGUAAGUUGAGCCUCAAGAAUCCAAUAUAUGGAUUUAUAGUCUAUAUUUCAGAAAUGGAAAAAUGUUUGUAGCAUUUGUGAUGCUAUACUGAAAUAUUGUCUUUUGUCCUGAAUAAAUUGAGGCAAGAGGAAGCAAGCUAUUUGAAAUGAAUAGAUAUUUGUCUGUUCAACUUUUUACUAUUGUGUGUUUGGUGUGCUAGUACUGUAGAAUAUGUUCUUAUAGGGAACAGAAUCCUGUCAUCAUUCCUGUUCCAGACAGCUGUCUGUUAGAUCAGACUGGUUUAAAAUCAGUUGAAGAGCAAUAUAUCAUGACCAGACCCUCCUAUGACUGAUUUCCUGCUGAGUCGUUAGUACUGCAUUCCAUCACUUUUUAUUACCAUGUAAUAAGUGUUUUGAUCUGAUUAAAAUGCUGACAACCGUG